UUGAAUCAUGUCAAUGUUGUAUUGAAAUCUAAAUGGAUGAACCAGAUGACACUGGACCUGUCUGCAAAAGGUCUUCAUCAAAGCGUUUAAAAAGAUCACAUUUGGCACACACUAACAUUUCAGAAGCUAGCAAAGAUACCAACAAGCAACCUAAAACAGACAACUCAGUAAUUAUUAUGGACACAAGUGUUGAGGGCUAUCAUGAUGACUUUGACAAAUUUAGUGACAGUGAUCUGGCACUAGCUGAAAUGGACCUAACAGGGUUGUCUCCUCUAAUGUGUCUCAGAUCUUCUAGCACAAAAAGGACUUCUUCAAACACAGCUUCUAGACAUAAAACCUCAAAACAUAUUUACACAAGGAAAAGAGAUUCAAAAACAAAACCAGAAUUAGUCGGUAAAAACUUAUUUGAUUCCCAUUUAUCUGAAAGAAGUCAACAGAAACAUUCAGUUUCUAAGGAAUGUGAUGUUUGUGUAGAUAUUUCUGCAGAAAUUGAUUUAUUUAAUGACUCAGGGGACUUGUUAAAAGAAGAUUCUUUAGAUACAUUUGUAAAUGGAAAUCAUGAUAAAGCUGGAACAUUUGUGGACAAUAUUAAAGUUAGUUCUUCUAACGAGGCAAUUGCAAUAAAUACACAUAGGGGUAAUGUUGUUGAUAUGACCGCAACAGAAACAAGCCUUGAUGAUUCAUUGUCAGAGUAUUUUUUUAUUGGUAGGAGCCAUAUUAAGGAUAUUAAUACAAGUAAUGUUUCAUCACCUAAAAAAAAUUCUUGUGAAAACAAAGUCACUUCUACUGACCAAAAAGUGGAGAAUAUUGAAUCUGCAAACAGUAAAUCCUUUUGUCAGUCGUUAGUAGCUUCGUCACAGCAGGACUUGAAGACACCUCAUAUCUCAACAUCAGAUGUAGUUAGGGAUAGCUCUAUAACACAUACAAGUGCUCCCAUAGCUCAGCCUAAUGAGGUGACAAGCAGUGAGUUCAAGUCUCUAAAGGAAAGACUCAAACAGAGGCUCCAGCAGAAUGUGGGGGUCAUAGGUCACAACAAGGAUCCGGAGGAAUGGAUCAAACUAGAGGCUGUGCAGCAGGCAAAGCUUGAGGCCUCGCAGAUCAGAAAGGAAGGAACUGAGGUCGAUAUUGGCCCUUUUUAUGGGCUCCCUUUAAAAGUCCAGAAGUUGUUUGAAACCAAUCGAGGAAUUUCCAAGUUGUAUGACUGGCAGGACGAGUGCUUGAAGCUUCCAGCCAUCAAAGAACGCAGGAACCUGAUCUACACCCUGCCAACCAGUGGUGGGAAAACACUGGUGGCCGAGGUCCUUAUCAUGAGGGAGCUCAUGUGCUACCACAGGGAUGCUCUGCUCAUUUUGCCAUAUGUUUCCAUCGUUCAAGAAAAGGUUCAAACUAUCAGUGAAUUUGCCACAGAGCUAGGCUUUAUUGUUGAAGAAUAUGCAGGAAGUAAAGGAAGAUUCCCACCUGUGAAGAAACAAAGCAAGAAAUCCUUAUAUAUUGCUACUAUUGAGAAAGGCCAUUCUCUGAUCAAUAGUUUGUUAGAAACUGACAGGAUGGGCUCUCUAGGGCUAGUUGUGGUGGAUGAGCUUCAUAUGAUCGGAGAAGGUGGAUCAAGAGGAGCCAUACUAGAAGCCACACUGCUGAAAAUAAUUACUGCCCCAAGUGAAACACAGAUCAUUGGAAUGAGUGCCACACUGAACAACAUCAAUGAACUGCAGACUUUUCUCAAUGCUGAUGUUUAUUUUAAUGAUUUUAGACCGGUCACACUGCAUGAGUAUGUUAAAGUAGAAGACAAUGUGUUCCUGGUGAACCAAAAGGCUUUAGCUGAAGAAGAAAAACUGGAACAUAACAGAUUCAUCACAUUCCAGUACACUAAAGAGUUACAGCAGCGUGACCCUGACCACCUGUAUGGUCUGGUGACAGAAGUCAUCCCAGCCAACUCCUGCCUAGUGUUUUGCUCCACCAAAAAAAAUUGUGAGAAUGUUGCCCGCAUGUUGAGUGAACUCAUUUGUAAGCACCAGAGACACCUGGCUGAGGUGAACAAACCAAAACGUAAACAACUGCUUCAAGAGCUGCUCCAAGCAGGUGAAGGGCAGAUCUGCCCAGUGCUGGAGUACACAGUUCACUUUGGCAUUGCCUACCAUCACAGUGGCUUGACCAUGGACGAGAGGCACCUGAUAGAGGAGGCCUACUCCGCGGGUGUGCUCUGCCUGCUUACCUGUACGUCUACCUUGGCUGCAGGUGUCAACUUGCCUGCCAUGAGAGUAAUACUCCGUAGCCCAUACAUAGGCAAGACUUUCAUCAAGUACAGCCAAUACAAACAGAUGACUGGGCGAGCAGGGAGAGCUGGGAUUGAUUCAUCAGGGGAGAGCAUUCUUAUUGCAAACAGUACUGACAGGAUGAAGGUGAGAGCACUUCUGGCUGGUCCAAAAGAUUACUGCCACAGUAGCUUAGCAUAUGACAACGGCAAGGGGAUCACUUUCUUGUUACUCUCUGCCAUUGGUCUAAAGCUGGUCACCACAACAGAGUCGGCCUUUGACCUCCUGAAGAAGUCCCUGCUUUACAUCCAAGCCUCAGGUCUGGGUGUUGAUGUCACCCAAAUGACACGCGACUCACUCCAGUACCUGAUUGACCAGGGGCUAGUGCUGCAGACCAAAGUCCUUGAUGACAACACGUUGGAUGAGAGGUACCUCCUGCAGGUCACUGCUUUGGGAAAGGCAACUUUCAAAGGAUCCAUCGACCAUUCAUUUAGCAGACAGCUGUAUGAGGACUUAGAGAAGGCUAAAGGCUCCCUCAAUGUGGACACCCACCUCCACCUGAUCUACCUGGUGACACCUUAUGACAUGGCUAGCACCAUCAAGCCAGACUGGAAUGUCUAUCUAAACCAGUUCUUCAAACUGUCAGAGUUGGAGGUCAAGGCUGCAGAAAUUAUUGGUGUACCAGAGAACUAUGUUGGCCUAAUGGCAUCAGGUCGAAAACCUAGAAAAAAAUUCUCUGAGAUGACCAUGAACCGUUUUUACUUAAGUUUGAUACUCUGGAACCUCUGGAACCAGAAGUCUGUGUGGGACGUCGCAGAAAAGUUUUCCCAAUCUCGGGGCUUCAUACAAAACUUGCUCACACAGUCUGCCACUUUUGCCUCAUGCGUGUUCCAUUUUUGUCAGGAGCUUGAAGAAUUCUGGGCCUACCAAGAUUUAAUGACCAACUUUAUAAAGAAAUUUUCUUACUGUGUAAAAAUGGAGCUGAUUCCUCUUAUGGAAAUUCCUGGUGUAAAAAUAGGAAGAGCUAAUCAGUUGUAUGCCGCUGGCUAUAGAAAUAUUGCCAUGAUUGCAUCAGCCAGCGUAGACACUCUGGUCAAGAGUGUGGAGCAUCUGUCUCGUCGAGCUGCCAAACAAAUGAUAUCUUCUGCCAUAAAUAUUCUGGAAGAGAAAACAACAGCCUUGCUAGAAGAGGUGGAAUCAUUAGUUACAGUUCCCAGCUGAUAUGGUGAUGUCUGACUCAACAUGGAGCUUUUAUGGUUGUGGUGGAUGUAGUGGGACAAGGUGGACCUCAAU
Molecule: messenger RNA, 3545 nt
Organism: Physella acuta
Lineage: Eukaryota; Metazoa; Mollusca; Gastropoda; Physidae
Product: helicase POLQ-like
Molecular function (GO): ATP binding; nucleic acid binding
Source: RefSeq, a predicted model, not a curated record